AUGAUGAAAAUAAUUAGCAGAAUGUCCUCAUUAAUUCUUAAGAAAUCAGAUGAUAUGAUUCUAUUUGCUCAUGAUAAUCCAAUUAAAUUAGGUGAGACAUUAAAGUUUGGAAAUUAAUUGGGAGUAGUCAUGUCUAUUUUUGAGAAAAAUCAAUUAGCAUUAUUGUUAUAACAAUCUGAAGUAUUAGAGCCUAUUUCACAAGUAAAUUCUUUAAGAGCUUUUCCCUAAAAUGGUAUUUGUACAAUAGCAGACAUAAAGGAAUCAAAUGAAAAUGAAACAGAUACCAAAAAAUUGCCAAAAAGAGCCCUUCCAUAGAAUUAAAUUUUAACACAUAAUGUAUACAUUGAUCUCUUCCAUCCAAUAACUUAUGGAUAAAUGCUCAUCAUUAAAGAUAAAGAGCUUUUAAAUAAGUUGAAUACAUUUGAUCACAUAAUAUAUUAUGGAAGAUCUCCAAUCCAAUAAGCAACAUGGUUUAAAUAUGCAGAAAAUUAAGGCUCAAAUUAUUUUUUACCAAAAUAUGCAUUGCAAUUUGCCAAAUAAGUAGCAAAAACAAAUAAAACUUUGUUAGUAAUGGAUUAAAUUUAUGAUCAUUUUGUUGCUCAUUAAAAACUAUAAGAAACAAUACAAUCUUAUGUUUAUGAGAAAACUACAAAAACUGUCUACUUAUCAAACCUUUUAAAAGAGCUUUCUGAUUCAUGUGGUUAUAGACCAGGACAUAGCAAUCUUACUGUUGCUGUUUUGUAAAGAGAUUCCAAAGAUGAUUUAUUAAAUGAUGAAUUGGAGAAAGAAGUAUUAUAUAAAUGUAAUUCAACCUUUAGUUAGAAUCGUUGUAAUCUCAUACACCUUCUAAAACUAUAGCAAAACCUAGUCCAUUCAGUUUAUAAAUCCAAAGUUCUUUGUAUUAUCAUUUAGCUUAGGAAUUAUAUGAGAUUCUUUCAUAACAUAAUGAAAAAUAAUCAGAAUAUUUAUAAAAGCAAUAGUUAAAGAUUCAUAUAGAUCCAUGGGACUUUUAUUAAUAUUUUGAUUGCAAACCAAUAGUGUAAAUGAUAAACUUAUUCAACCAGUAGAAUAGUCAAGAACAUGAGUUAGUAAUCUUAGUAGAUUUCUCAGUUAAAGCAUUUAAAGAAGAAAUAAUUUGUCAGCUUAAAGGUAUUAAUCGAAAAAUAUAAAUUAAGGUUCUCCAAAAGAAAUUCUGAAUGAUCUUCUUGCUUUUUCUUGUUAAAUAAAAGAGUUUGAAGAAAAGUCAUUCUCUGAAUAUUAUUAUGAGAAGAAAAAUGAGUUAAGCGGAAAUGAAUUUAAGACUGUUAUUAUAGAAAGCUUAGCAAGAUUUUAUGAAUUGUAUAUGCUUCAUUUGAGAAUGACAGAUUAAUUGCUUUAAUAUAAAAAAGAUUACAUUUGA
Molecule: messenger RNA, 1399 nt
Organism: Paramecium sonneborni
Lineage: Eukaryota; Ciliophora; Oligohymenophorea; Peniculida; Parameciidae
Source: the annotation of a GenBank genome assembly